UUUGCUGUUGGACUCGCAGCUCAAACGGGGGGAGAUUCCAUUGUAUCAACCAUUUAGUAAUUUUAUAGGCAGACCUACAAACCUGUAGGAAGAUCAGGAAGACUCUCCUUCUUCAGGACCGUUGGAACACUAAAAAUUCAAAGAGUGGAAGGACCUGAUAGAACCUGCAGGAUGAACAACGAAUACCAGAACGGCUUGGCCAACAUGGAAGAAAUCUCUUUGGAGGAUACAGACAGAACCAGCGUAGAAUUCAGAGUCCUGAUGGUCUACGCACAGCGUCGACUGUCUGCAAGCAAAUAUGGGCAAUUAUUAGAAAGAGAACCCAGAGUCCAGGAAGAGGUUGUGCAAGCUGACACUCUAGCCAAGGGAGAAGAAGUGACCCUCCCAGAAAUUUGUCCAGAAGAUCAUAAACCACCAAAGCAGAAGGACCAGAAGAAGGCAAAGAAGAAGAAAAAAGCAAAGACCAAGACAAGAACCAACUGGAAAUGCUUUUGUAUUCCUUCUUGCCUAAGGCCACAAGCAACACAUGCCAGGAACCAAGCAUCCCUUAAGCAGGACUCCGUCAAUGGCCAUGCCAUGAAGCUGAUCGCCGGAGCUGACGGUUUACCAGAUGACUCGGACAUUUCUCGUUUGGCAGAGAGACUUGUUGAGAUAGUGGAUCAUUCCAGAUUUCCCGGUGGGAAGAAAAGCAUCCCAGUAAUGGAACGUGCAUUGAGUCUAGAAGAAGAUGGUGGCUCGACCAGCAAGCCAAUCCCACCUCCCGCGAUUGAUGGACUAGACAAUGAAGAAAAGGUUAUUGAUGCAAUAGUUGCUUUGUUACGGAAGUCCGGAGAUGAGCUGGCGGAAAAGAUGAAGAAGGAUAAGACCUUCUGUCAGAGUAUCUGGGAUAUGAUGACCUCCUAUGCCUUCUUCAGGAGAGUGACGGACCAGUUCCUUGAGGAGAUGCCCAUAGACUCCACAGUGAAUUCAGAGGAUGAAGUUAAGAGCAUGAAAGUUGCAUUGAUUAUGGAAGCCACGACCAGACUCACUGCAGUGGACAAUCAUCCCAUGAAUCUUGUGCUGGGCUUUGGAACAAAAUACCUGCAGGAAAACUUCAGCCCUUGGAUUCAAAGCCAAGGGGGAUGGCUGAAAGCCUUAGGAUUACCAGACCAGGAAGAAGUUGAAUGAGGAAAAGAGCUCAUCUUCAAGAGCGUUGGUCAAUAUGGAGAAAAGUGAUUGGGAUGUGAGAGGAAAAACUUAAGUCACUCUCAUGAUUGCCUCCAAUACAGGGAGAUGAUGGUUCAUGGAAUCUUUCAGAAGACCAGUAGAUGUCACGGGACAAGAACAGGAUCUGCAAUUAUGUUUUAGUUCCGUUCAACCUGACCAAGAGACGAAAGAGCCAUGCGGCCUUAUUACCGGAGGGACCCGAAGUCUCUUGGUGGAAUGAAGCUUAUUUAUUUUGCAAAUUUGGAUUCUGGGCCUGUUAAGCACGUGACGCAAACCAUCCUUGCUCCUUCAGUCUGGAUGAGAGCUUUAGGGCAAGCAAGAAGGAUGUCUGCCUUGAGCCAGGAAUGUAAAGAUGGACAUUGGGCUGCCGCCAUCUCCUUUUCCUGGGGGUGUCUGAAGGGUGGGGUUCCAAAAAAGACAAGAUGGCUGCUACUUCUUGACUUUUUGUGAGCUCCCUCCCCUUUUUCCCUGGGGUCGUCGUCAGUGUUGCUCAUAAACCACUGUAGCUCUUUGGUAUCACCGUCUUGAGGAUGUUUUCUUUUUUUAAUUGAACAGAUCUCUCGACCCCCCCCACCUUUCCUUGGGGAGGUUUGGUACAAGUGUAAAUAGGACAUGACACAAUGGGUUUGGUCAAAGAAAAGGUGUACUAGGGAUGAUAGACCCGAAUCUGGAUCGGAAAGUGAUUAAAUCCUAAAACACAAAAUUAGCUUAAGUCACAACAAUUGAUUUAGAUGUACAUAAUUAAGAGAACAAUAAAACAAGUGAUUUCCCUC
This is a messenger RNA of Pantherophis guttatus, 1979 nucleotides long. RefSeq names its product BCL2 like 14 (gene BCL2L14). The record is from RefSeq and is a predicted model, not a curated record. Gene Ontology annotation, biological process: regulation of extrinsic apoptotic signaling pathway. NCBI's taxonomy places the organism in Eukaryota, Metazoa, Chordata, Lepidosauria, Squamata, Colubridae.